Messenger RNA from Arvicola amphibius (Eurasian water vole), 2431 nucleotides. RefSeq names its product small glutamine rich tetratricopeptide repeat co-chaperone beta (gene Sgtb). Gene Ontology annotation, molecular function: molecular adaptor activity; protein binding. Gene Ontology annotation, cellular component: TRC complex; membrane. Gene Ontology annotation, biological process: post-translational protein targeting to endoplasmic reticulum membrane. Lineage: Eukaryota; Metazoa; Chordata; Mammalia; Rodentia; Cricetidae. Bases 225 to 1139 code for a protein of 304 amino acids. The transcript is spliced from 11 exons. The record is from RefSeq and is a predicted model, not a curated record.
CCUAGCGAGCAGCCGGGUGGGCUGAGGGGGCGGCGGCGGUGUAGGAGCCGGGGAAGUUUGGGAGACGCGGCCAGUUCUGCCAUCCAGAGCGCCACUCAAGCCCCGAGGACCGCGGGAGCAGGUGGCCCCGCUUCCCGACGACCCCGGACCUGCAGCCGUCGUCUCGUGUCCUUUUGCCUGGUAAGGGGCUUCUAUCUGGAAAGGGAGGUAUUUAAGCUUCUAAAAUGUCAUCGGUCAAGCCUCUAGUUUAUGCAGUUAUUCGUUUCUUGCGGGAACAAAGUCAGAUGGAUGCAUAUACUUCUGAUGAACAAGAAAGUUUGGAAGUUGCAAUUCAGUGCUUGGAGACAGUGUUUAAGAUCAGUCCAGAAGAUACACAUCUAGCAGUUUCACAGCCUUUGACAGAAAUGUUCACAAACUCCGUCUGUAAGAAUGACAUGGUGCCCCUUUCAAACUCGGUGCCUGAAGAUGUGGGGAAGGCCGAUCAGUUGAAGGAUGAAGGCAAUAACCACAUGAAAGAGGAAAAUUACACUGCCGCGGUGGAUUGCUACACACAGGCCAUAGAGCUGGAUCCCAAUAAUGCGGUUUAUUACUGCAACAGAGCCGCUGCCCAAAGCAAAUUAAGUCACUACACAGAUGCAAUAAAGGACUGUGAGAAAGCAAUAGCGAUUGAUUCAAAAUACAGCAAGGCCUACGGAAGGAUGGGGCUGGCCCUCACUGCCAUGAAUAAGUUUGAAGAGGCAGUUACAAGCUACCAGAAGGCACUGGAUCUUGAUCCUGAAAAUGAUUCCUAUAAGUCAAAUCUGAAAAUAGCAGAACAGAAGUUAAGAGAGGUGGCUAGUCCUACAGGAUCUGGCUUGAGCUUUGACAUGGCUAGCUUGAUAAAUAACCCGGCGUUCAUCACCAUGGCUGCAAGCUUAAUGCAGAACCCUCAAGUUCAACAGCUAAUGUCAGGAAUGAUGACAAAUGCCAUCGGGGGACCUGCUGCUGGGGUUGGAGGCCUAACGGACCUGUCUAGCCUCAUCCAAGCGGGACAGCAGUUUGCUCAGCAGAUCCAACAGCAGAAUCCUGAACUUAUAGAGCAGCUGAGGAAUCACAUCCGCAGCAGGUCGUUCAGCAGCAGUACAGAAGAACAUUCCUGACUUGAUCGGGACCCUCACCCCCAGUACAGAUAACUUAUGGUUCCUACAUGUCCACCUGUAGAUAAUAGCCCAAAACCAAGUAACCGAAACCACCCUACACAAUGUCUGGAAAUAAUGGAGGAAAGUCUCUUGCGUAAACCUGGGAGAGUCCAUCCGUUUAGAGUAUAGUUUAUCACCAACAGACUUGAACAUAACACAAACUCCUUCGGAAACAAACCAUCAGUAGCCUUGUUAAGUGCUAAUACAGCCUUGGGACAAGGGCCCAUCCAUUUUAAAACUUUUAUCAUCCUGUUUGUAUAUCAGACUUAGUACAGAGUAUAUUUAUUGAACAGUAGGGCUAUUUAUUGGAAAGUUCUUUAGCUACAGGUUUCCCUAGGCCAUGGUUUUGAGAGAGGAGAUGACUAAGUGGAGAGACUUCUCAUGCUGGUUUGGAAGAAAUGUGCCUGGUAGCACAUCAGGAGAGGCACAUCAGGCUUUGGGAUGUGCCACCAUCAGUAACACAUGUCUGUUGUGGGUACCAGUACUCUCUGUAGGGUGGCUUAUACUGGGGACAGGGAAUCUUUAGUUUGGUGCAGGCGAUGUUUUGGAGAUACUGUGAAUGUACAGAAUGCACCGGAAGGAUGCUCAGGUUUUCUGCCUCGAUUUUAACUAAUCCUGUCUGUAGUUUAGCGUUGGUAGCAUUCGCAUGGUCAGUUAAGUACAUAAUGAAGCACACUUGGAGCUCCUUAACAGUACUGGUCGGGCCAGUGAACACAACUGCUCUGUUCAUUGUCCUGGCCUAAUUGUCAGUUUCACUGGUGGGAAACUGACAGGGCAGUGUCUAGUUACACUUUAAAAAGCCACUGACUUGGCCCCAAACUAUGGAAUUUCUAAGUGGAUUUUAAUUAUGUACCCAUCCACGAUGAUUUUAUUUUUUUACUUUACCAUUAUUUGAUGGGUAACAAAGGCAUCUAUUGCUGACAUUGCUCAUCUGUGGGAUCCUUGGCUGCAGUUUGGCUUAGCAUGACAGUCUUAUGCUUAACUUUAAUUUAUUGCAAUUUAAACAUAUCAAGAGACUUCAGAUAUAUUUAUGCAUCUGGCGUAUGGUUAGUAGAAAGAAAUGGCAUGAAAUACUAAUGGCAUGACUCUAGGUGACUUGGUGGAUGAGAAAAUUUCAGUUUCAAAUGGAAUUUGUCUAUGGACCAAAAAAUUGGUUAAACGGGGGCUGCUAUGUAAUGAUUUUAUGGUGACAAAGGAAGAGUGAAAGAGAACAUAAUUUAAGAUGACACCAACCUCAGGGCCUUCCCACAGCU